CUUGUUUGACUACUUGCUAACUAAAUCUGGUUACGUAGAAGAUAAUUCAUAUGUAAUUCAUAUAUUUUUUUAAGAACAAAUUAUUAUUGCAAAGUAGCUGCACACUGAAGAUAAAUAGAAAACAAUAUAUAUUUUAUCAGACACAUAUGUAGCGCACUUAACUGGAAAACUAGCGGAGUCAAAACCAUAUUGUUUAUGUCAAGAUUCUGUCAGGUAAAUCUGAUGUUCGUGAUACAGUCUAAGAUUCCGACGUAAAAAAGUGAAAGUAAAUUAUCCUAAAAAAAAAACCUGAAACUAUAUUAUAUUAAGCUAAAUGGUAAUAACAGUAAUGACAUAGUGUGUGUGGACGCAUUUCAAAAGAGUCUACAUGAAUCAGUCAAUGUCUGUAAAGAACGUAGCACUCAUCCUUAUUGAUCUACAGAAUUCAUUUAUCACUGGAAGAUGGAUGAGGUAUUUUGGUGAACAAGACAUUACAAAGAUUAGGUCUUCAUUCAAUAACUGCUUAUCCCUUUUAAAAGUUCUACCACCGGAAUUACCAGUAUUAUUCACUAGGGUGCCAUUUGGUAGAGAGUCUGAUUUUCAAUUCUAUGAUGGAAUUGAUUCAAUUGUUGCUGAGAGAAAAUAUAAAUGUAUAAUUAAAUCAGAUACAAACAUUAUGGAUGCUGAUGGCAUUAAAAAUUGGAUGGAUAUGAUAAUGAGAAACCAAAUAUCAACUGUUGUCAUUGGAGGAUGUGUGACAACAAGCUGUAUUCGUAACUCUUCCAGUAAUCUUGUCAAACAUUAUAAAAAUAUAUCUGGUGCCCCAGACUUUAUUGUUGAUUUAAACUUAUGUGCUGCUCGUAACCAAAAUUAUAAACCACGCUGUUCUCUCUGCAUGAACAAAUAUCUUAAUGGAGUUUCGGAUUUCUUUUGUGGGCAAUGCGAGACCCUGGGUGAACCCCUAGAGUCACCAGUUGACAGAGCUGUGUCAGAUAUGCGAAAAGCUGGUGUUACUGUAAUAGAUAAAUUUGAGUGGGAAUCUUUGAUUAGCAAAUAGAAUUUAAUUUCAUCCGUUAGUUGUUCUCAAAUUGUUAUUUGGCAAAUAAAUAUUGAUUAAUGGC
Molecule: messenger RNA, 1100 nt
Organism: Octopus bimaculoides (California two-spot octopus)
Lineage: Eukaryota; Metazoa; Mollusca; Cephalopoda; Octopoda; Octopodidae
Source: RefSeq, a predicted model, not a curated record